Phaedon cochleariae (mustard beetle) is the source of this 1841-nucleotide messenger RNA. Lineage: Eukaryota; Metazoa; Arthropoda; Insecta; Coleoptera; Chrysomelidae. The record is from the annotation of a GenBank genome assembly.
UUCAUAUUCUAUUAGUUCAUCGUUUGUUUUGUUUUUGAUUUUUGUUUCGACAUUUAUUUCUUCAUCUUUUCUUCAAUGACGAAAAAUAUUUCAUAUUGUAGAAGUUGAAGAAUAAUAGAAUGGCGACAGAAACUAGCUCAGAAAACGUUAUCAAGAAUGAUAAUGAAAUAAAUGAGACUGAUGAAUCAGAAGAUCAUACACUGAGUGAUAAAGAGAAGAACCACAAAAAUGAACUCUGUCCAGACUUGAAGGAAAAACUCCUAGGUAUACCAGGUGCUUUAGAAUACAUACAAAAACUAGAGAAACUGAUCCUGAAACAAGUGAAGAAAAUCAAAAAGCUGAGGAACAAGCUGAAGAAUGCAAAGGGCAAAGAUGUCUUUACUCAAACAGACUUUGAAGACAAAGCACUGCCUGAAGAAGAGAAUGUGGAGACACAUAGUGAACCAAAGACUCUGGCAGAUGAUAUCAAACAAGCUGCUGAAUUGGCAAUGCAAAAUACAGGAUUUGUUUAUGAAGAAACAUCUGGAAUGUAUUAUGAUUACAAUACAGGAUAUUAUUAUAAUGCAGAGUAUGGACUUUAUUAUGAUGGUACUACAGGCACUUAUAUGAAAUAUAACCAAGAAACACAGUCCUAUGAAUUUCACUCCCAAGUUAGCACUGAGAGCCAGGAGCAAGAAAAAAAAUUGAAAAAACAAGUGCAGAAACGAAAAAAGAAAAAUGGGCACAGCAAUAAAGAGGUCAAACGUACCAGAGCAGACAGUACAGACUUGCAGACCCAGGAUGUAGAAGAAGGAGAAUGUUCAGAUAGCUUAGACAGUUCCUCUGAGGAUGGUGUACAUUCUGAUUCAAGUGACAUCUCCAAGCAAUGGCCUCCCUGCAUGCGGGUGAUAAUAGAAUCCAGUGACGUGCCGAAGUUGAAGCGGGGCUCUCUACACAUAAUCACCUUCUCGGGGGGCACGGUGGGGCGCGAGGGGGCCCACUCCAUCCUGGUACCGGACAUAAACGUCAGCAAGCACCACUUGAAGAUCACCUUCGACAAAGAGAGCAGUCAGUACUUGGUCGUCGAUUUGGGUUCGAGAAAUGGUACUUUGCUGAACGGCAAAAGGAUAUCGUCCUCGAAACAAGAAAGCGACCCUGUAGCUGUGACGCACGGCAGCAAAAUUCAAAUCGGGUCGACGAUUUUUUUGUGUCACGUGCACGAAGGGAAUCAGACGUGCGGACAUUGCGAACCCGGUUUGAUCCAGUCGAAAGAAGAAGAAAUACAGAAAGUGGACAAUACUACCAGGACUGACAGAUACAGAAAAGAACUGAAAAACCUGAGGAUGAUGUACGGGGUAGCUCACGCAGAAGAUGAUACGAAAUUAGCCAAAGGCUAUACAGACAGGGCACAAAAAAGAAGAGAGACCAUUGGAAGCCAAAAUCCACACGAAAAGACCCAAACCGCUUCCAUAGACGAGUCUAUCAAUAAAGAAAAUAAGGGGUUCAAAAUGUUGGAGAAAAUGGGAUGGAAACAGGGGGAGUCUUUAGGAAAAGAUGGCGAAGGAUUAUUAGAACCUGUUAAAUUGGUGUCAAAUGAAGGGAAAUCUGGUGUUGGUUCUACUGAAAGUGUAGUACAAUCAUUUGUUCCGAAUGAGCGGCAAGAAAUAUGGAAGAAAACACAGGAGAGAUUCCAAAAACUACCCGCUACUCAGGAUUCUUUUGAUGUAGAUUUGGAAGAUUAGAAUUGUUUCUAAUAUAAUAGGUCUCUUGUUGCAUGAAAUAUUAUAUAGGUGAAUAUAUUUUAACUAAUUUAUUAGGUUCAUUGUUUUUAAUAAACUGUUUAUUAAAUUUCGAUAAAGACA